Cannabis sativa is the source of this 2423-nucleotide messenger RNA. RefSeq lists its product as uncharacterized. The coding region runs from base 67 to 1269 and encodes 400 amino acids. Lineage: Eukaryota; Viridiplantae; Streptophyta; Magnoliopsida; Rosales; Cannabaceae. The transcript has 3 exons. The record is from RefSeq and is a predicted model, not a curated record.
UGGAAAGACUGGAAAGCAUUCCUAACAAGGAACCUAAUUUUCAAAUACAAAGAUAAAGUUCCAGCAAUGCUCGAUCGUCCUCCAGAUGCUUAUGCUUCAUGUUACAAGCCCGAAGAUUGGAAAGAAUUUGUUGCCAAAAGAUGUAGUCCCGAAUGGGCAAAAAAGAGAAAGAAAAUGCAAGAUAUCAGGAGUCAAAAUACAUACAAUCACCAUGCGGGCCGAGGUGGUGUUAAGAAAGUUGAAGAAAAAUUGGUGAAAGAGUUGGGCCACCAGCUUACUAUAUAUGACAGGGCAGACUUGUGGAUUAGAAUACACACGAACAAAAACGGCGAGCUCGAUGGCCCUGCUCAGGAGGUCGCUGACCGGAUUGCUGAGAUACGAAAGCAAGUUGAGGAGGGGACAAUAUUAGUAGAAGGCUCAAAAGACAUACUCACUCUAGCCUUGGGAACAGAAGAGCAUGGAGGACGUGUUAGAGGAAUGGGGGGUGGUGUCACACAGACACAGUUUUUCAAAACCCCGCGUCCUAAAAGAAAGAGAGUCGAUGACAAUGAUCGUAUGAGUGAGGUGGAGAAGCGACUUGAAGAGUCAGAGGAACAUCGUCGUAGACAAGACGAAUUAUUAAAUAAACUCCUCCAAAUAGUCCAAAGUCAAAGUGGUGUUGCGGGCACCUCACAUGCAUCUGGUUCAGGUGUUGGGGGAGCAUCCAACGAACCAGCUUUUGCUGCUGUUACCUCAGUUCUAGGAGCAACACCUACUGCCAGGGCCUCUGCUCCACCAACUGGCAGGGCCUCUACUCCACCAAAUGCCAGGGCCUCUGCUCCACCAGCUCCCAAGGCCUCUGCUCCACCAGCUCCCAAGGCCACUAUUCCAACACCUCCACUUGUUGCCCCACCAGCCACACCUUGUGCAGCUGCUCCACCAGCACCAUCUCCGGUUACUUCUGAUAAUAGAUUGAGGUGUGAUAUGUACGUGAUUGAUCCCAAAGAAAAAGAUCCGGUCUUAGUUGCAUCAGGUUAUGUGAAACUUGAAAAGGCAGACAAAGAAGGCAAUAUUAUAAUACAUGGAGUUAAAAAGAAGUUUGAUGAUUUCAAACGUGUCUUUAUUGAGAAGGUGGUUGAAGAAAAUGCCAUUCUACCAUGCCCUAUAGAACAUGAAGGCUUCGACACAGUUGGUUUAGCUGUAAACAAUUUUGUAGCUUGGCCAAAGAACCUAAUCAACAUACAUCCAGAUGAUUUAGCGAAGGUACAUCAUUUUUUUAUCUGUUAUUAGAGAUUAAUGAUUUCUUUAACUUAACAUCCGUUCUGAACAAUAGUGAUUGCAUAGUUGCUUAUUACGUAAUCUAAUCAAAUGAAGUUGUAUUGAUAAUCUUGGAUUGAGAGAAGACAGAUGUGUGAAGUCUUACAAAACUUUAUAACUGACAUUCUACUGCUCUGGUUGUUGCUGCUGUAAAUUUUCUGAAUCAUGCUCCUCAAAUUUCUUUUCCAUGUGAUUAUUAUUUUAAACAAAUAGCAGCUUGACAGUUUACUGAUGAUAUUUUAAUGAAAUUACACCUCUUUUCUCAUUAUAUGGUUAAUUUGUAUGCCACCACAUUUUACAUGGUGAGAAAUUGUGAGAUUGUUUGAUCAUGGGUGAAUAGGGUAAAGUGGGGGUGACAUCUAAACUGAAGUGUUAUGGGGAUGCUUAGAAAGGAAAGGAAUGAUAAUCCCAAGAUUCUCUAUAAGAUAAAAGUAAAUGGAUCCGAUCGUCUUGGGUUCAAUUGAGAAGUCUUUCUCAUGGCUGGAGUGGAAUUCAAGUACCACGCAGUAUUUUGGAUUGGUCUCAGUUUUCUUUUAUAAUUCUUAAAUUAAUUGUCUCUGCUAUAUGAAGUAGGAGGUUGAUAGAUUGUUAAUCAAUAGGUUGUACUGUUGCACAAUAAUGAAGCCUUGAGUUCUAAUAAGUUAUACUUGGUGUCGUUAUACGAUAAAAUACUAUAUUACUGUUUCUUAAUUAAUUGUUGUAGAGAUUGAUUCAGUUUCUAUUAUCUCUGUUCAACAUAGUCUAAGCUUUUCUGUAAAAUGUUAAAAUCAAUUUGAAUGUUCAAAUGGAGUAGCAAACAAGUAGUUAUCCUAUGCAGUUGAAAGUGGGUUUUGGUUCUGUUGAAUGAUUUAAAAUCUCCAACUGCCAAGUUUUUAGGAAUCACUAUGGCUGGCAGUGCCAUUUGUACUAUACAAAAAAUGUUGUUCCCACAGGCCACACCGUCACAUAUAUUUGUUGAUUUGUACUCAUCAUGUUCUAUUGCAUAUUGUUUUUGUAGAGUUUUCUGUCUUAAAAUUGUCCAAGCACAAUGUCGUCUCCCCAAUUUAUGUAGUGUCCUUCAUCUAUCGCAAUAUAGAUUUUACACCCAUAGAAGAAGAGAUUGUAAAAACAAAAAAAGAAAAAGAAAA